UGUUUAGUUAUAUCAAUUUAUAUCAAUUUCUUCCAUUCAAACUUAGCCGGUGAUGUCACACUUCUUCGUGUCCAAUAAUACACGUUGCAUGUAAAAUACGUGGAAAUAAGAGUGCGGUAGAAGUGCUAUGCUCCGCUAGUUUUGUAACAUAAUUUUAUUGAAUUAAAAAUUAUACACUUAUUUAUAUUCUAUAUUUGAAGAAACGCUGGAGAUACAAAUUACUCACGUUAAAGUGAUCGAAUCAAACUGAAAUAACUAAAAACACCUAAAAGUCGGUAUUAAGUGAUUGUUCUCAUAUCCAAAAUAUCUAACGGCACACUUACAUUGCAAAUCGACGAAACGUUCUAAGUAUGACGCGGUUUACGUUUGCGGCGUUAGUGCUUGGAACGUACUUACUCUACGUCGACGGCAAGACAAGCUUCAUCAAGGACAUGAAAACUGACGUGCCUUUUCCGCCUGUGAACACCCAGAACGUUCCGGGAAUCCCCGAGGGGCAUCUUCGACCGCUUGGAUGGCAGAGGAAACCGGAAGGAAAGGUUCGAGAGGAAAAGGAUGCGUUGUCGCCUUCCACGUUCUACAUCAGGUACGUGAAGACCGGAAGGCCCGCCGUGAUGCGAGGGGUCCUGAAAGAAGCCGCAGUAACCGAGAAGUGGGAGGAGGAUAAUUACUUAAAGGAAAAGUACGGAAUGCUGAAUAUGACCAUUACGGUGAAGAAAGAGGUCAUGAACCGAGAUCCACACACAACCAAGCGGCGCAUGCUCUUCCGAAAGUUCCUCAUGGACUAUAAGUACGAGAACUGGUAUCUCACGUCAACAGUUCAUGAAGUCAUGCGGAAAGAACUUCCGCUACCGGACGUGCUCUCGUGUGGGACAUACAGAGAUCGCCUGACGGAAGCAGAAGUGUGGAUGAGUUCCGGUGGCACGGCGUCUCUGCUGCACUCCCAUGGCGACCACAACGUCCACUGUGUGCUGGACGGCCGGAAGGACUUCAUUCUGAUCGAGGACCAGUACCAGAGCGUCUUCAACUUCGAACCCACUUAUCCUAACUCCGGGUCAGGUCAUUCUCCGAUGGACAUGGACAUGAUUAACGCCUACAAGAAUCCCAAGAUAGCAGAGACGCCCUGGGUGUGGUCCACCCUCUGGCAGGGGGACUGCAUCUUCGUACCCGCAGGCUACCUCCAUCAAGUUCGAGCAUUUGGUCGGAGUAUUUCGUACACCGUACAGUUCGCACCCUCGGUUGCAUAUGAGAGUCUAGAUUGUCCGGACGAAUCGGGUAGCGGCAAACGGAAGAAGAAAGAAAAGAAGGCUUCGAAAGGCGAUGCUGAACCGGAAGCUGAGAACAAGAAACUUUCCCUUGCCGAUGUCGAGUUCAUGUGGACGUACAGUGAUGGAGAAAUGCGUCUAAGUGACAGAGCACUUGUACCCCGCUCCCUGAGGCGCUUGCUUCUUCUGUUGCUUCGCGACGGAGAUCAGUUACACAGAGACCAGUUUGUGCACUUCUACGAGGACGCGCAUGCGCAUGAAGCUAAUCUAACUCCGACGCCAGACGAGGUCUUCCACUUGAUGACGCCAAACAACGCGCGCGUGCACCUGUCACGUGACGAGAUUCUCGCGCUGUCCGAGAAUCGUCUGCAGUCCGUUUGCGAACUUCUGAACAAGAAAGAGGCCCGAGUCAAGGACGAACUGUGAUCAACAGGCCACACCGAACUGUGAAUCGAAUGGUGUGAGAACUUAAUUUAGUAGUUAGCUUAUUCAUAAAAAGUGUAAGCAAUAUAGGAUCGGAUUAUGUUUAAGAUGUUUUAUUUUACCAUAUACUUGAAAAAUAUGAUCUCGUUGAAAAUAUUUUACAUGUAGUGCAUUCCAAAAAAAUGUCUAAAAAUAUAUACAUACAUACAUAAUAUUGAGAACAAUGUCGGUUAUAUACACGAAUAUGAUUUACUUAUUAUUUACCGAUCUAAAGUUGGACAAGAUCACAAUGUACAUGAUAUUCACAAAAAGUGCAAAAUAAAUGCCCGUAUGUUCAGAAAUGUACAAUACCCUUCAAUUAUAUAAAAUAUGGUUUGGUUAAUAUAAAUGACCAUAUAACUGUUUUAGGCAUGCUUUUACAAGAAACCUGAUAGGCGAGACUUGGCGAAAAGUACAGCAGAGAGUGCACAUGCAUUGGUGUUUAACAAAAAAAGCUUUUAGCAAAAUAUACAUUAUGAAACGGAGAGAAAUAAAAUAACAAGUGAAAGGAGUAUAGAAGUUUGAGUGUAUGAAUAUGAAAAAUACGUGUAUGAUUAAAUAUGGACAAAAAUUACAUUCACCAUGUAAGAAUCCAAGCAUAUUUAGUCCCUUAAUGAUAGUUAUAACCAUAUUAUUUUCGUUGUUGUAUAUUCGCCCAUAUGGCGUGGUUGUCCUUCCUAUGUAUUAUGCAAGUUUGCAUGUCGAGUAUUUGUAUUUCCAAUUGUAAUAUUCAAUCAUGUAUUCAAUUCAAGUCAAAAAGUAUGUAAAACUUCUGUGAUUAAUGUGGUUAACUUGUUAUCUGUUGAAGCAUUAUUUUAAAGCACUGGAUUGAUUUGUUAUGCACAGAAAUAAUUAUCUUACAAUCAUGAUUCCAAAACCAGAAACGCUAUAUUGUUACCUUCAACGGUUUAUCCAUUCUUUCAUAUUGUUUAAGUUACUUACACAUAUCAUGUUCAUUAUGAUGUUGUUCAAUAUGUCACUGCCGCACACUGUAAAAUGAUGCAACUGCCGGAAACUUUGCAAUAUAGUAUGCAUAUAUGAUAUACCCAUGCAUUUUCCAGAUUUCUUUAUUGACGUUAGUGUUCAAAUGCACUAUGUUUAAUUUAUCAUAUUAAAGAUGUAUGUGUCCGCUUCAAAUGUAUAUUUGUGUGCGCGUGCUUGCAAGUAUGUCUGUGAGCUCGUAUGCGCGCGUGUGUGUGGGGUCCUUGAUCUUAGUGGUCCAAUUGCAAACGAUCAACGUGUUGUUUAUUCAUAUAUGAUAUACGUGUACACGGUACUUUGUGUUGUUGUAUGCUUCAGACAAUCGACUUUCAUUAGAAAAUAAACGUAGUUUAUGUUCCUACUGACUUGAAUAUUGCAAUAAAUACAAAUUUGUUGCAUUCGUGGAAGAAA
Molecule: messenger RNA, 3116 nt
Organism: Dreissena polymorpha
Lineage: Eukaryota; Metazoa; Mollusca; Bivalvia; Myida; Dreissenidae
Exons: 8
Coding region: 351-1688 (445 amino acids)
Molecular function (GO): 2-oxoglutarate-dependent dioxygenase activity
Source: RefSeq, a predicted model, not a curated record